Paramormyrops kingsleyae is the source of this 1039-nucleotide messenger RNA. It is a transcript of the gene pacrg, whose product is annotated as PARK2 co-regulated. The record is from RefSeq and is a predicted model, not a curated record. Gene Ontology annotation, cellular component: neuron projection; vesicle; cytosol. Lineage: Eukaryota; Metazoa; Chordata; Actinopteri; Osteoglossiformes; Mormyridae. Gene Ontology annotation, molecular function: Hsp90 protein binding; Hsp70 protein binding.
GCCGCCACGCCGUUUCCACAGCUACGGAGACGUCUCAGUAGCAACCGGCACGCGUCUCGGCUCCUAGCAACCGGCGAGCCGUGCGUGAAUGUCGACGAGCGAGUCGCCGCACUAGCCGAGCUAGCCGGCCUCAUACACGACAAGGUCUACAGCGGUCUGAGUCUCGGCGACUACGGGCCGCCCGUGAACACAAGAAUGAUAGGGUUAAAGAGCGCCCGAGAGAGGAACGAGCUGAAGACGGAGGGCUUCACGGUGAAGUCUACAAUGAAAAACUCCGUGGUCGUGGGCCCUCCAGUCGCCGGGGCUUUCCGUGAGCGGCCACAGAAACCCACCGCCUUCCGCAAGUUCUACGAGCGCGGGGACUUCCCUAUUGCUCUGGAGCAUGACAGCAAGGGCAACCGCAUCGCCUGGAAGGUGGAGAUCGAGAGGCUGGACUACCACCACUACCUGCCGCUGUUCUUCGACGGCCUCUGUGAGACGGGCCACCCCUACGAGUUCUUUGCCCGCCAGGGUGUCCACGACAUGCUGGAGCAUGGCGGUGCCAAGGUCCUGCCCGUCAUCCCACAGCUCAUCAUUCCCAUCAAGAAUGCCCUGAACACCCGCAACAGGCAGGUCAUCUGCACCACGCUGAAGGUCCUACAGCAUCUGGUGGUGUCUGCGGAAAUGGUGGGUGAGGCACUGGUGCCCUACUACAGGCAGAUCCUGCCCAUUCUCAACAUCUUCAAGAACAUGAACAUUAACUCCGGAGAUGGGAUUGACUACAGCCAGCAGAAGCGUGAAAACGUCGGCGAUCUGAUCCAGGAGACGCUGGAGGUGUUUGAGCGCUACGGGGGAGAGGACUCCUUCAUCAACAUCAAGUACAUGGUCCCCACGUAUGAGUCCUGUCUACUGAACUGAGGGGUGCUCCACAGAGCCGUCGGCGAGCUCCGCGCACCACACACCGCUCUCCCCAUGUCCUGGGAAGCCGUGUUAUACAUCUGCAAGCUGCACCACUCGCACAAAAAGAACCUCAUUAAAGCAGCACUGUUGUUACUCCUUA